UUCUUUAUAUCAUCACAAUCAAUCGCUCCUGGAUUGCAUAGCUCACAUCACAUCAAUACAUCACCACCACCCUCCUCUCUCCUCUCCCUCCCUCUCUCCUCGUAGACACCUUCUUCUCCUUCUAGGUUUCCUUGCCUGUGCAGGCUCCAGCACGUACUACACUCAAGGACCGACGACGACGAUGCGGCUUAGCUGCAACGGCUGCCGCGUGCUGCGGAAGGGCUGCAGCGAGGACUGCAGCAUCCGCCCCUGCCUGCAGUGGAUCAAGAGCCCCGAGGCGCAGGCCAACGCCACCGUCUUCCUCGCCAAGUUCUACGGCCGCGCGGGGCUCAUGAACCUCAUCAACGCCGGCACGGACGACAGCCUCCGCCCCGGCAUCUUCCGCUCGCUCCUCUACGAGGCCUGCGGCCGGAUCGUCAAUCCCAUCUACGGCUCUGUCGGCCUGCUCUGGUCCAACAACUGGCAGAUGUGCCAGGCCGCCGUCGAGGCCGUCCUCAGCGGCAAGCCCAUCGUCCAGGUCUCCUCCGAGGAUGCCGCCGCCGACCGGACCCCGCCGCUCAAGGCGUACGACAUCCGCCACGUCUCCACCUCGUCAGCCGCCGACGGGAGGCUCCACAAGGUCGCCAAGCCCGGCCGCACCCGCUUCAAGCGCGCGUCCUCCGCCUCGUCCCACCACAACCCGUCCAGCGACUCCAACAACAAGCCGCAGCCGCAGCCGCGGGCGCCCACGGCGGAGGAGGAGCUGGAUCGUCAACACCGCAAGGAGAUGCAGGAGGGCGCGUUCCAGCGUGCUCCGAGCCACGAAUCCUCCGACAGCCGACACGAGGACCCCGUGGAGCCACACUGCCAGCAAGAGGCGUCCGCGGACACGGAGGCCGAGGCGGGGUCGCACGUCAGCCAGGCGGAGCAGGAGCAGGAGCAGAGCACAGAGCCGGCCGCAGAGCACGCGGAGGAGGUCGAAAAGGAGGAGGACGAAGAACUAGGGCUCGAGCUCACGCUUGGAUUCGCUCCCGUCGCAGCACGGCCGGCCGGAUUUCACCUGAGCGUCCGGACCGCGGCGGAGCCGGCUUUCGUCGGGCUCCGGUUCCUCUGAAAUAGGGGGAAAUUUUAAGCACAUUUACCUUGUGAAAACAUAGAGAGCUAUUUGAUGGACUCUUUUAUCUUUAAUUGGAAAAAAAAAUUAGGUCCGUUAGUUCGUUUUUGUUUCAUGGUUGCAAUGAGUGUACAGACAAUAGCUCCGCAUGGCCAAGAUUUUUCCAAUAAAAAAAUGUGUUUUGCAGUC
This is a messenger RNA of Aegilops tauschii subsp. strangulata, 1282 nucleotides long. Its product is annotated as LOB domain-containing protein 41. The record is from RefSeq and is a predicted model, not a curated record. Gene Ontology annotation, biological process: regulation of gene expression. NCBI's taxonomy places the organism in Eukaryota, Viridiplantae, Streptophyta, Magnoliopsida, Poales, Poaceae.